GCGCCUGGGGACCAGGGCCAGAUGCCGGAGAACAUGCAAGUGUCUCAGUUUAAGAUGGUGAGCUACUCCUACGACGAGGACCUGGAGGAGCUGUGCCCCGUGUGCGGAGACAAGGUGUCCGGCUACCACUACGGGCUGCUCACCUGCGAGAGCUGCAAGGGCUUCUUCAAGCGCACGGUGCAGAACAACAAGCGCUACACCUGCAUCGAGAGCCAGAGCUGCCAGAUCGACAAGACCCAGCGCAAGCGCUGCCCCUACUGCCGCUUCCAGAAGUGCCUGAGCGUGGGCAUGAAGCUGGAAGCGGUGCGCGCCGACCGCAUGCGGGGCGGCAGGAACAAGUUCGGGCCCAUGUACAAGCGGGACCGCGCGCUGAAGCAGCAGAAGAAGGCGCUGAUCCGGGCCAACGGGCUGAAGCUGGAGGCCAUGUCGCAGGCGAUCCAGGCCAUGCCGCCCGAGCUGGGCCUGUCGCCCGCUGCCCUGCAGAGCCUCCACUCGGCAGCCUCGAAGGGGCUGCCGCUGAGCCACGCCGGCCUGCCGCCCACGGACUACGACCGCAGCCCCUUCGUCACGUCCCCGGUCAGCAUGGCCCUGCCGCCCCACGGCCACGGCCACGGCCACGGCGCCGGCCACGGGGGCCACGGGGGCCACGGCGCCGGCCACGGCGGCCUCCAGGGCUACCCGCCCUACGGCCCCUUCCCCAGCCGGGCCAUCAAGUCCGAGUACCCGGACCCCUACGGCAGCUCGCCCGAGUCGCUGCUGGGCUGCCCCUACGUGGACGGCUGCGCGGCCGGCUCCCCGGCCGGCGUGCCGCACCUCAUCCUGGAACUGCUGCGCUGCGAGCCCGACGAGCCGCAGGUGCGCGCGCGCAUCGCCGCCCACCUGCAGCAGGAGCAGGAGCAGGCCGGCCGCGGCCGGCUGGAGCGGCUCAGCACCUUCGGGCUCCUCUGCAAGAUGGCCGACCAGACGCUCUUCUCCAUCGUGGAGUGGGCGCGCAGCAGCGUGUUCUUCCGGGAGCUCAAGGUGGACGACCAGAUGAAGCUGCUGCAGAACUGCUGGAGUGAGCUGCUCAUCCUGGACCACCUCUUCCGGCAGGUGGUGCACGGGAAGGACGGCUGCAUCGCGCUGGUUACCGGGCAACAGGUGGAUUACUCCAUCAUCGCUGCGCAGGCGGGGGCCACGCUGAGCAGCCUGCUGGGCCACGCCCAGGACCUCGUGGCCAAGCUGCGGGACCUGCAGGUGGACCAGCGGGAGUUCGUGUGCCUCAAGUUCCUGGUGCUCUUCAGCCUGGGUGAGGACCCCGGAGAACCUGCAGCU
Messenger RNA from Pipistrellus kuhlii (Kuhl's pipistrelle), 1314 nucleotides. RefSeq names its product nuclear receptor subfamily 5 group A member 2 (gene NR5A2). Gene Ontology annotation, molecular function: nuclear receptor activity; zinc ion binding; RNA polymerase II cis-regulatory region sequence-specific DNA binding. Gene Ontology annotation, cellular component: RNA polymerase II transcription regulator complex. The annotation marks the transcript as partial. The transcript has 8 exons. Gene Ontology annotation, biological process: regulation of transcription by RNA polymerase II; tissue development; hormone-mediated signaling pathway. Lineage: Eukaryota; Metazoa; Chordata; Mammalia; Chiroptera; Vespertilionidae. The record is from RefSeq and is a predicted model, not a curated record.